Messenger RNA from Adineta steineri, 3675 nucleotides. NCBI's taxonomy places the organism in Eukaryota, Metazoa, Rotifera, Eurotatoria, Adinetida, Adinetidae. The record is from the annotation of a GenBank genome assembly.
AUGAAUCUCAUACAUUCUUAUAUAUUAUUUAUAAUUAUAAACAUAUGUUAUUCUGGUCCUAUUGAAGAUAUAUCUGCUAUGCCAGAUUUAACUUUAUUUUAUCAACAAUUAAUUCGUCAACCAGAAUUGCAAGGAUUAUUACAAGAUGCUUAUCAAUCAGCACAACCACUUGUUACAGGUGAUUUUACAAUUUUUGCUCCAAAUAAUGAUGCUAUGACACGUAUUAAUCGAAGAAAUGAAGAUCCAACUUUAUUAUGGAAAUAUCAUAUUGUACCUGGUCGUUUUGAUGAUCAAACUAUCUAUAAUAUGGCACAAGACAAAUUUAAUCAAGCUAAUCCAAGACAAAUGGCAGAUAAUCGUCCACAAAAUAAUUUACCUACAAUGGCUUUACCAUUUCAAGUAUUCUAUGGUCUUGGUUUUUAUGGUGGUACAGGUCCAUAUAUAAAUGUAAGUUAUGAUAAUUCAGGUUAUAGUUCAAGCGGUAUACCAUGGUCAGCACAAACAUCACUUAAUCUAACAAAUAGAUUUGACAAUUCUGUUCCACUUAGUCCAUAUCUUGGCAAUACAAAUAAUUAUAGUCCAAAUCAACAAACUCAAAACUAUGUUGUUGCACAAGGUAGUGCAUCAUCGGGUAAUCCGAAUUUAUUUCCACAAAAUUUAACUAAUUAUUAUACGAAUGUAUUUAAUCCAAAUGUAAAUACACAAUUUCUUCAAAAUGCUAAUCCACCAAAUACAAACAUUAAUCCAAAUCUCCAACAACAACAACAGCAGCAACUUUAUGCACAAGGGAAUUAUGCUGGUAUUGGAAUAUUACGUCCUACAAUAAAUAGUGCAUUUAUCUUACAAUCACGUCCAAUGAGUCGUGGUAUAAUUAAUGUAAUCGAUAAUAUUUUAUGGCCACCUGAACGACGUGAUCAAACUCAAUAUAAAACUGCUUAUGAUGCUCUUGAAGAUACACAAUUUUCACGUCUUCGUUUAUUAGCUGAUCGUAGUGAUUAUUUUCGAUCUGAAUUACGUUCAAUGCAUCAUCAAACUUGGUUCUUACCAAAUGAUCAAGCAUUUACUAGUUUUGGUUCAAGUUUAAAUUUUCUAUUUGAACCCACUAGUCCAGAAAAUACACAUGAUAUCAAUGAUUUUAUCAAAUCACAUAUUGUACCAAUAGUACUUUAUCCAUGUGCUAUGGAUGCAAGUAAACAAUUGAGUACAUUAAGUCUUGGUAAAUGGGUAACAUUUCGUAGAAUAGGACAAGCAGAUCAGACAUUUCAAAUUGAUGUUGUUUCAAAUCGACAAGUAGCACAUAUUGUUACAACACGUUCGGAAGAUAUUAAAAUAUAUGGUAAUGGUGUUGUUUAUCCAAUAACGACUAUUCUCAGUGGUCCAGCUCGAUCAGCAGCUGAUGAACUUGCUCGAAGUUAUCAAUACUUUAUGGCUCUUAUACAACAAUCUGGAGAUACAGAAUUAGUUAAUAUAUUACAAGGUAGUACAAGUGGUUUAGGUAAUACAGGUCCGAGUAUAUAUAAUCCACAAAAUUUAUUGAAUAUAACUGUUCUUAUACCACAACAAAUACAUGUACAACAAUUGGGAAAUUCUCAAGAACUGAGUAAAAAUUUACGCCGGCAUAUUUUACGUUUUCCUGUAUAUAUAGAUCAAAUGGCAGCUAUGACAAACACGAUUGUACCACAACAACCAUUUAUUCAAACAGGUGUUCCAAUACAGCAAUAUCAAAGAUCUGGUGCUGUUCAAAAUAAAAACCCAUCACGACAACGUCGUCGCCGUCGGCAGUUGAACAGUCAACAUAAUGUAAAUUUUCAACAGCAUCAAGUGUUACCAUCUCAACCAAUAUUACCCAACCAAAGGCAACAACAACAAAAUUUACCUAUGCAACAACGACAACAGCAAAUACAACCUAAGCAACAACUAUUACCAAAUCAACAACAACAACCUUUACCUAAUCAACAUUUCCCCCCAAAUCAACAACAUCAACAGCAAAUACAACCUAAUCAACAGUUUUCACCAAAUCAACAACAUCAACAGCAAAUACAACCUAAGCAACAAUUAUUGCCAAAUCAACAACAGCAAAUUUUACCUAAUCAGCAGUUUUUACCAAAUCAACAACAACAAAUCUUACCUAAUCAACAGUUUUUACCAAAUCAGCAACAGCAGUUCUUACCUAAUCAACAACAACAAAUCUUACCCGAUCAACAAUUAUCUCUACAACAACAACAAAUCCUACCUAAUCAACAACAGCAAAUCUUACCCAUUCAACAGCAACAACAACAACAAAUCUUGCCUAGUCAGCAAUUAGCUCUAGCACAACAACAACUUAAUCCAGUACUUAAUCCAAGUUACUAUCAACUACCAAAUUUUCCAACUUCAGGAAUGUUUCAAAAUGGACAAACAUAUCCUACGAUGGAUCCAACAUUUUCUGUUCAAGCACAAGUAACUGCUGGUCCCAAUGGAAAUGUGGUAACACUUAUUGGUCGACCAGAUAAUUCAAUACCAUUCACAGCUACAGUUCUUAAUACUGAAUCGAAUAUACCAAUAAAAAAUGGUGUUAUGCAUGUUAUUCGUGGUAUCCUAUCGGGAGCAGUUAUUCCAUUAGAUACAGUUCUUACAACAAUGCAAGGAGCUAGUUCAUUUACACAAUUACUUCAACAAACAGGUGUUAUUGAUCAAUUAAAACAAUCUGGACGUCCUUAUACUCUUUUUAUCCCAACCAAUACAGCGUUACAAUCGAUUGGCGUUACUAAUGAUAUUAAUCGAAUUCGACAAUUUGUGCUUCGUCAUGUAUGUGCUGAUGUUAUUUUGGAUCCAAUGGCAAAUAUAGUAAGUAGUUCAGGAGGAUAUCUUCGUCAGAACAACAUGGCACAAGGUCCACGACAACCACCUAUACGACGAAAUCGUCGUAAACGACAAGAUUGGGCUGAUACUUGGAGAAAUGGAACAAUAUCUCUAGGUGGACAAGGUUAUAAAGCACCAGAUCUUGGUCCAGGUUAUUUUCAACCACAACAACAAGUCUAUGGUGGAUAUCCAGCUGCUCCAUCACCAUUUAGUACCUAUAAUCAAUUGUACAAUCCAGGUUAUGUUAUGAGUGGUUAUGCAAAUCCAAAUUCUCAAUAUUUUCCUGGCUAUAACGGAACUUACGCAGGAUUUGAACAAAUUAAUUAUCCAACUUUAGAUGUUCCAGGUCAACCAAUGUUAAAUACUGUUUGGAAUCAAACAUUUGGUUCUUCCUAUAAUCCACAAAUUAACGUAGUGCCAAUAAAUGGAGUACCAAUAAAUGGAGUACCUAGUGGUGGUGGUCAGAGUUAUUAUACAGGUGUAGGUGGAUUUUAUAGUGGUUCGAAUUAUGUUCCCGGGCCCCAAUCAUGUAUGGCUAUGACAGGUGAACGUAUUACAGUUCAACCAAUAGCUAGUGCUCCAGCAGGAGGUGUUAAUCCAACAAUGUCUUAUCAAAAUUUUAUGGUAACCUGUUGUGGUGAUCAAUCUGUUAAUGCAAUGGUUCAAGCAUUCAAUGUAUAUCCACCAAGUUAUGCUGUUUAUGUCAUUGGUCGAUCAUUAUUAUCUACAGGCCAAACAAUCAAUACAAUGUAUAAUCAUUCAACUGCAAUAUUUCCUUAUCACUUUCUUCUAUUUAUCUUAAUUACUUUAUUAAUCUUUAUUAAGCAUCUUUAA